This is a messenger RNA of Pelobates cultripes (western spadefoot toad), 38281 nucleotides long. The record is from the annotation of a GenBank genome assembly. NCBI's taxonomy places the organism in Eukaryota, Metazoa, Chordata, Amphibia, Anura, Pelobatidae.
CGUGGUGCUGGCUGUUACCGGAAGUGACGUGUGUGGCUCCGGUUCGGUUGCAGAGAUGGCGGCUGUGGGCAGCCGGAGUGUCAUGGUUCUCCUACUGACAGCUGGGACCUGGCUGCUGCCGGGAGCCCGGGGAACCGACCCCUCCCGCUGGAGGACGGAGAUACACACGGUCAGUGCGAGCAGGGGCCGCUAUUAUAGGGCCAGUGUAUUAUAAUAAUAAUAACAAUAAUAAUCAUAAUAAUGGGAGGGCAGUAUAGUGCUUACAGGGGCUGUUAUUAUAGGGCCAGUGUAUAAUAAUAAUAAUAAUGGGAGGGCAGUAUAGUGCUUACAGGGGCUGUUAUUAUAGGGCCAGUGUAUAAUAAUAAUAAUAAUGGGAGGGCAGUAUAGUGCUUACAGGGGCUGUUAUUAUAGGGCCAGUGUAUAAUAAUAAUAAUAAUAAUAAUAAUGGGAGGGCAGUAUAGUGCUUACAGGGGCCGUUAUUAUAUGGCCAGUGUAUAAUAAUCAUAAUAAUAACAAUAAUAAUAAUAAUGGGAGGGAAGUAUAGUGCUUACAGGGGCCAUUAUUAUAGGGCCAGUGUAUAAUAAUCAUAAUAAUGGGAGGGCAGUAUAGUGCUUACAGGGGCUGUUAUUAUGGGGCCAGUGUAUAAUAAUCAUAAUAAUAACAAUAAUAAUAAUAAUGGGAGGGCAGUAUAGUGCUUACAGGGGCUGUUAUUAUAGGGCCAGUGUAUAAUAAUAAUAAUAAUGGGAGGGCAGUAUAGUGCUUACAGGGGCUGUUAUUAUAGGGCCAGUGUAUAAUAAUAAUAAUAAUAAUAAUAAUAAUGGGAGGGCAGUAUAGUGCUUACAGGGGCCGUUAUUAUAUGGCCAGUGUAUAAUAAUCAUAAUAAUGGGAGGGCAGUAUAGUGCUUACAGGGGCUGUUAUUAUAGGGCCAGUGUAUAAUAAUAAUAAUAAUAAUAAUAAUGGGAGGGCAGUAUAGUGCUUACAGGGGCCGUUAUUAUAUGGCCAGUGUAUAAUAAUCAUAAUAAUAACAAUAAUAAUAAUAAUGGGAGGGAAGUAUAGUGCUUACAGGGGCCAUUAUUAUAGGGCCAGUGUAUAAUAAUCAUAAUAAUGGGAGGGCAGUAUAGUGCUUACAGGGGCUGUUAUUAUGGGGCCAGUGUAUAAUAAUCAUAAUAAUAACAAUAAUAAAAAUAAUGGGAGGGCAGUAUAGUGCUUACAGGGGCUGUUAUUAUAGGGCCAGUGUAUAAUAAUAAUAAUAAUAAUGGGAGGGCAGUAUAGUGCUUGCAGGGGCUGUUAUUAUAUGGCCAGUGUAUAAUAAUAAUAAUAAUGGGAGGGCAGUAUAGUGCUUACAGGGGCCGUUAUUAUAUGGCCAGUGUAUAAUAAUCAUAAUAAUGGGAGGGCAGUAUAGUGCUUACAGGGGCCAUUAUUAUAGGGCCAGUGUAUAAUAAUGGGAGGGCAGUAUAGUGCUUACAGGGGCCGCUAUUAUAGGGCCAGUGUAUAAUAAUCAUAAUAAUGGGAGGGCAGUAUAGUGCUUACAGGGGCUGCUAUUAUAGCGCCAGUGUAUAAUAAUCAUAAUAAUGGGAGGGCAGUAUAGUGUUUACAGGGGCCAUUAUUAUAGGGCCAGUGUAUAAUAAUCAUAAUAAUGGGAGGGCAGUAUAGUGCUUACAGGGGCUGCUAUUAUAAGCGCCAGUGUAUAAUAAUCAUAAUAAUGGGAGGGCAGCAGUAUAGUGUUUUACAGGGCCAUUAUUAUAGGGCCAGUGUAUAAUAAUCAUAAUAAUAGGAGGCAGUAUAGUGCCCACAGGGGCCGUGUGUAGCCAUGGCCUGUAAGCACUAUACCCUCCCUUAUUACACUAACUAUAUGUAGCUUGGCCAGAGGCAGUGUGUAGCCAAUCGCCAAUAAUGGGAGGAGCAUUAUAUGGUGCUUUACAGGGCGCUAUUAUAGGGCCAGUGUAUAUGAAAAUAUAGCCAAUGGGAGGGCAGUAUGAGUACUUACAGGGGCGCUAUUACCAGGGCAGUGUAUAAUAAUCAUAAUGGGAGAGCAGUACUUAAAAUUGCCCACAGGGGCGCUAUUAUAGGAGGCCAGUGUAUAAUAAUCAUAAUAAUAGGAGGGCAGUAUAGUGCUUACAGGGGCUAUUAUUAUAGGGCCAGUGUAUAAUAAUCAUAAUAAUGGGAGGGCAGUAUAGUGCUUACAGGGGCCGUUAUUAUAUGGCCAGUGUAUAAUAAUAAUAACAAUAAUAAUAAUAAUGGGAGGGCAGUAUAGUGCUUACAGGGGCCAUUAUUAUAGGGCCAGUGUAUAAUAAUCAUAAUAAUGGGAGGGCAGUAUAGUGCUUACAGGGGCCGCUAUUAUAGGGCUCAGUGUAUAAUAAUCAUAAUAAUGGGAGGGCAGUAUAGUGCUUACAGGGGCUGUUAUUAUAGGGCCAGUGUAUAAUAAUAAUAAUAAUAAUAAUAAUAAUGGGAGGGCAGUAUAGUGCUUACAGGGGCUGUUAUUAUAGGGCCAGUGUAUAAUAAUAAUAAUAAUGGGAGGGCAAUAUAGUGCUUACAGGGGCUGUUAUUAUAGGGCCAGUGAUAAUAAUAUUAAUAAUGGGAGGGCAGUAUAGUGCUUACAGGGGCUGUUAUUAUAGGGCCAGUGUAUAAUAAUAAUAAUAACAACAAUAAUAAUAAUAAUGGGAGGGCAGUAUAGUGCUUACAGGGGCUGUUAUUAUAGGGCCAGUGUAUAAUCAUAACAAUAAUAAUGGGAGGGCAGUAUAGUGCUUACAGGGGCUGUUAUUAUAGGGCCAGUGUAUAAUAAUAAUGGGAGGGCAGUAUAUUGCUUACAGGGUCCAUUAUUAUAGGGCCAGUGUAUAAUAAUAAUGGGAACUGACCUAGCAGGGAGGGCAGUAUAGUGCUUACAGGGGCCUUUAUUAUAGAGCUAGUGAAUAAUAAUAAUAAUAAUAAUAAUGGGAACUGACCUAGGAGGGAGGGCAGGAUAGUGCUUACAGGGGCCUUUAUUAUAGGGCUAGUGGUAUAAUAAUAAUAAUAAUAAUGGGAACUGGCCCAGCAAGGAGGGCAGUAUAGUACUUACAGGGGCCAUUAUUAUAGAGCUAGUGUAUAAUAAUAAUAAUGGGAACUGACCUAGCAGGGGGGGCAGAAUAGUGCUUACAGGGGCCAUUAUUAUAGGGCUAGUGUAUAAUAAUAAUUAUGGGAACUGACCUAGCAGGGAGGGCAGAAUAGUGCUUACAGGGAACGUGGCAGCAGGGGCCAUUAUUAUAGGGUUACUAGUAUUUAAUAAUAAGUGGAACUGAUCCAGCAGGGAGGGUAGAAUAGUCCUUACAAGGGCCAUUAGUAUUAGUAUAAUAAUAAUGGGAACUGACCUAGCAGGGGGCAGAGUAGUGCUUAGAGGGAACGAAGAUAAAAUGCUAAAAUCAAUAGCUUUGGGGAAACCGUGUCAAGAGAAGCAGUUAUCUGGUUUGGACUCCAUUUUAUUUAUUUACAGCAACAUUGACAAAGGGUUAUGUCAUUUAGAGUAACAGGGAGAGAAGGAAUACAUUCUGAUAGAGAAAAUCAAGAGUAGAAGGAUUAGUACAUAGGUUUGGGGCCACAUAAAUACAUUGAGGCAAGAAGCAAUGAAUGGCCAGUCUUGUGAUGUGCUGCAACAGGAGAGUUAUCUUUGGUGCAGCAGGUAACAGAGGGUUAACACUUGGUGCAGCAGGUAACAGAAGGUUAACACCUGGUGCAGCAGGUAACAGAAGGUUAACACUUGGUACAGCAGGUAGAGAAGGGUUAAACACUUGGCGCAGCAGGUAAAGUAGAAGUUAAACCCUUGGCACAGCAGGUAAAGUAGAGGUUAAACCCUUGGCACAGCAGGUAAAGUAGAGGUUAAACCCUUGGCACAGCAGGUAAAGUAGAAGUUAAACCCUUGGCACAGCAGGUAAAGAAGGGUUAAACACUUGGUGCAGCAGGUAAAGUAGAGGUGGUUAAACACUUGGUGCAGCAGGUAAAGUAGUGGUUAAACACUUGGUGCAGCAGGUAAAGUAGUGGUUAAACACUUGGCGCAGCAGGUAAAGUAGUGGUUAAACACUUGGUGCAGCAGGUAAAGUAGUGGUUAAACACUUGGUGCAGCAGGUAAAGUAGUGGUGGUUAAACACUUGGUGCAGCAGGUAAAGUAGUGGUUAAACACUUGGUGCAGCAGGUAAAGUAGUGGUGGUUAAACACUUGGCGCAGCAGGUAAAGUAGAGGUUAAACACUUGGCACAGCAGGUAAAGAAGGGUUAAACCCUUGGCAGAGCAGUUAAAGAAGGGUCAACACUUUGUGUAGCAGGUAACAGAAGGCUAACAUUGGUGCAGCAGACACGGAAGGGUUAAGCUUAGGAUAUUGGCCACAGACAAAGAUUGUGUGCACAGCAAGGAGAGGAAGCUUUUUCUGCUUAUUGGGGCAACAUACAUUGAAGAUGUUGAAUUAUAUGGUUAUAUGGUGACAUAUUAAAAGGUUUGUACAUGCGUAUCAGAGUGUAAGUGGUUUCAUUUUUAAAUUGGGUCAAACAGAAAAGAACGGGUAGAUUGUAGGUAGUCUGCAAAUCCAGUGAGGUAUGCACCCUUUUCUUUUUCUUAUUUGUUGUUUCAUUAAAUUUAUGCUUCAUUCACUUUGUGCUUUUUCAGCUCUGAAUUCACCAAUUUAAUAUUUAUUCUUUGUGUGGUAUAUUGCCCAUUGUAAAAGUUGUAGUUUAGGUGACUUGGUUAACAGACCGGCAUCUGUUAACCAAGACAAAGCAUCAACUUAUCUUUAUUGUUGGGUCUUUAUGUUUCUGCUUCACAUUUUUUAUUUAUUGUUUUACGCCUUGGAUGACUGGAAUCUACACUGAAUGCAUUUCUUGUUUAUUUGCAAAUGUUGCCAGCAUGAGUUAUCAGCUUUUACUAGUACCGUAUAUACUCGAGUAUAAGUCGACCCGAAUAUAAGUCAAGACCCCUAAUUUUACCCCAAAAAACUGGCAAAACUUAUUGACUCGAGUAUAAGACUAGGGUGGGAAAUGCAGCAGCUACUGAUAAAUAAAUAAAAUUAUAUCCCCAAAAAAUUAUAUUAAUUGAAUAUUUAUUUACAGUGUGUGUAUAUAAUGAAUGCAGUGUGUGUGUAUAUAAUGUGGUGUGUGUAUGAGUGCAGUGUGUGUGUGUGAUGCAAAGUGUGUUUGUGUGUGUGAUGCAGAGCCUUGGUGGGGGGUGGGAAUUUUUAUUAAUUUCUUUUAAUUAUUAUUAUUAUUUUUUAUAUUAAUAUUUUAUUUUUAUUUUAUUAUUUACAUUAUUAUUUAUAUUUUUUUGUCCCCCCUCCCUGCUUGUUGGCUGGUCAGGGAGGGGGGCUCUCAUUCUCUGGUGGUCCAGUGGAUGGGCUGUGUAGGAGGGGGGCUGGCAGAGAACUGUAACUUACCUUUCCUGCAGCUCCUGUCAGCUCCCUUCUCUCUCCUCCUGUCCGGUCAGCUCCCCUGUCAGUCUCGCGGUCUGAGUGCCGCGCUCUGACCCUGUGGCUCUCGCGAGACUUGCAAGGGAGCUGACAGGAGCUGCAGGAAAGGUAAAUAAACGCUUCCUGCCAGCCCCCAACAGGACCGCCGGGCUCGUAAUGAGCCUGGCGGUCCUUGUCUGUAUUAUGGCAAUGUAAGUUGCCAUAAUACAGACAGUGACUCGAGUAUAAGACGAGUAGGGGGGUUUCAGCACAAAAAAUUUGCUGAAAAACUCGUCUUAUACUCGAGUAUAUACGGUAUAUAGUAGGCUUUCAAUACAUCUAGAAGUACAGCUGAGUGUGCCUGGAGGGGGGCUGUUUUACAUCUUGGGUAUUUCAAAGUCUUCUGUCAAUGUGAGGAUUGUGUUACCUCUAUGAGUUAACCCCACAUCUUGCAUUCUAUUCCUACAUCUUUAUUUUCCUUUUAAGGGCUUACAUCAGGAGUUCCCUAUAGGUAGAUCCCCAGAUGUUGCAGCACUACGUUUCCUAUGAUGCUUUGCAUGCCUCUAGAAUACCUUUUAGAAUGGCAAAGCCUCAUGGGAGUUGUAGUUUUAAAACAUCUGGGGAUCUACCUUCUGGGCCGCCCUGGCUUUACAUGGUUUAUAAGGCUCACUUUCUUUACACUGCUGUUCUAAUAUGGCUGUAUAGUCGAGAGGAAAAUAAUGGUUAUAUGAACAGUAUGACAUGCAUUCAAACAGAGAAAUGAAUCUUUAAAAGUAAAUGGAGCAAUACAACUUGCCUAAUUUUGUAUUUAGUGGCUAAUAAGCACUGAGGGAUAAAAACACACUCAGACCCAGAGAUAUUUAUUAUGAGUACAUUAAAAAAGAGGAAAUUGGGAAACCUAACAACAUGAGUGAAAUCAGAGGGUUGUUUUUCCCUAUUGAAAAAGGAACCUACUAGACAUUGUUCAAAUAGAUGUGUUAACCGUCAUUCUCUACUCUUUUUAAUUUCUUGAACUGUAAUUCACAGAGUUUUGUUAUACUAUUCAGUUAUAGAAUAGUCAUCCUUACAGCAUGGGGGCGACUACCUGUUCAUGAUAAGUUGGUAUAUCUAAAAUCUCUGGAUUGUUCUGCUUAAUAGUGUGUAUUUUUAUCUCUUGUUGACAACUGAUGUUUUAAGACUGCCUUGAUAAAAUGAGAAUUGCCCAAAGGGCUAAAAUAUAUUCUCCCAAUAUAAUCCCUUUAUAUAGUUGCAAGAGGCAGCAUGCGCGGCUACCCAACUCCAAGUAUCCCUCAAUUCAGCACUCAUCUCUGUAGUUGUUCCUGUUACAAGGAGAAUUUAAAUACUUUGCCAUAAGGAAGUUUUUUUGUGGGGCUGUUAUAGGGUCUUUCCACUAUUUGAACCUUCUUACUAAUACGGUCUGGCUUGUUCUUGGAGAAUAGGCUGUAGUCCUGUAUGUUCUUUACAUACCUCUUGUACUUUGUGUGGGUUAGUGGAUAUGUUUGUCGUGGAGUGGGUACUCUGUCUGUCUGGUCUGAACCCAGUAAUCUAAGGAAUGUUCUCUUGCCUUUUGCUUAUACAUGCAUGUGUACAACCCCAAUUCUCUUAACUGAAUGAAUAUUUCUUAAACUUUGGAAAUAUUGACCUCCAAAAGGAGGGGUUUACUUUUUGAAUGCUGGUGGGAGUAAUUUCGCUUAAAAAAAAAAAAAAAAAAAAAAACACUUUUAUUAAUACAGUAUUGUAUAUUUGUAUCACUUCUAAUUAUAAUUUAUAUAAAAACGUUGUAUCAGUAUUCUUUGCCAUCAAGAGUAUCAUGUAUUGUACUUGUUUAUGUUCUUGCAUGCUUAAGCUAUUUACCAGCUGCCAAAAUGAGUGCUCUCUCUCAUUUUGUAUUUAUUUAUUUGCAGAAUGAGUUUUUCAGCUUUGGAAAGAUCCUUUUUCGGAACUCCACAAUCUUCGUCAAAUGUAAGUACAUAGAUCCAAUGAUUUAUAUGUGGGUUUAUGCAUGCAUAGUGGCUUAUGAAUGCAUCAUUACUGAGUGUCGUACAGACUUCUUUGGGUCUUAACUGAUAUUCGUUCUUUGUUUUGUCUGUUGUUCAUGGGGAGGAGAUGGAUUAUGUUCCGCUACAUUGUGCCUGUAUGUGUUGUCUCUUAUGUGCGCAUAGGGGCCACAUCGCAACACAUCUAAUUAAAAGAACAGCUCCUUAACUCCAUAAUUGCCACGCCCCUGGAGCAUUCCCUGCAGUUAGUUCAUAUUCUCCAAAUAGACAUUUACGGCACGUGGAACUUUUUCUUUGACAAAUUUCCAAAGUCAAAUCCUUUUUGCACCUGUUGAGCAGGUUUUCUUUGUUAACAUAUGGAACAAAAUUAAUUUGUUUGUUUUGUGCUAACCUCUUAUUUAAAGUGAUAUUAAAUUGUACAUUCAACUUUUGUUUCAUGAGUAAAAGUGAAUUUUAUAGGCCAAUAAUAGGACUUGUAUGUUCCAAUGUUGAAACCCAGAUUCACCAUGUGUAUUUGCAAAAUAUGCAAAGUCACAAGGAGGUGACAGAUCCUCUUUAAAGGGACACUAGACGCUUCUUAACUACUACAGCUUUUAGGGUUUGUUGGGAUAUAUUGCAAACAGUCUGUGUAAUGUUUUUCCCCCCCCCAAAACCGUUUUCAUGCAGUUUUAGGAAGAGGGGAAAAAGGCCCCCAGUACCAAAAGUUUAGCAUCUUACAUUAUUUCCAAUAGCAUAGAACAUUCAUUUUCUUUUGAUCUGCUCAUAGCCUAGUGCUCACAUAUUAUUGCUUUACAUAAGUUGGACUUUGGAUGCUGGGAGAACAUAAUUUUUUGUCAAAUUGCUCAAACUGCUUGACAUGCAAUGGAGAGAAGUACAGUGACUAACUUCUACAAUAAGCUGUAGUGCCCAGAAGACUACCCCCAUGCGUGCGACCGGGGUUAAUUACUCAAUCUUGACUGACGAGACUCCCCCCUGCCCUUCCCCCUCCCCCCCCCUCUUUCCACCUAAACCCAAUCCUCCCUGACCCAACCACUAGACCAGUGUUUCCCAACCCAGUCCUCAAGGCACACCUACCAGUCCAGGAUUUAGGGAUUACCCAGUUGUGUCUAAUGUGUUUUUUUUCUUCUGGGUAAUCCCUAAAUCCUGGACUGGUAGGUGUGCCUUGAGGACUGGGUUGGGAAACACUGCACUAGACCACGAAGCGGUCAAGCACCACUAGCACGGCACUCACAUCCGAUACCCACUCCAGACCUACACAACUCCGCACCACAAACACCUCACAACUUAAUGUACAACCCACCGCAGACGACAUUGCAUGUCAAGCCUAUUCAGUGGAAACUUGUCAUUAACGCUACUACAAUAUUACUGCAGUGUACGUCCCCCAGAUCAAACCACACAUGUUAAUUCAACUAGAUAGGCAAAACCCCAAAAUAAAUCCAAAUUCAUACUCCACUCAAUACACUGACUGCUACCAUCCUCACAAUUUACUCUAAACACUGACAUGCCCCCAAUCUCAUAUCACCCACAAGAGUUUGGCACACUGUUGUCUCCAUGGGGCUAUUAUUUAUUACACUACUGUAACUUGCUGUCUAUUUUUAGCUCCAUACUAAUUUACCAUGGAAUAAUGAUGUUUCUCGUUUUACGCAUACAAUUCAUUUUGCUGUAAGCUUUAUCGCUUGCAUAGAUAGGCAUAACUUAAAUAAGUUGCAAUGUAAAAUGCCUUUUCUAAACCUAGCAAAAAUGCAGCUGCCCUACAUGCUUAGGCCUAAUUAGGUGCUGUUAUGCUGCACCCAUUUAAGAUUUAUUACAUGUCUGACCGCUAUAUCACCUUUGCCAUAUAUGCUUAAUACAAAAGUGUUAUGAUUUUGGUUUCUCUACUCAAUUUAAUGUAUAAAUAUAUGGCUCAAUCCCUUGCUAUAUGCAUACACCGAAUAGAUAUCCAGAUGUUGCAAAUAGCGUACCAUUGCCCAUGCCGAAACUGAUGUGCAACAUGUAAUUGGCAAUUGCCGUUACUUUUUCUCGACAUACUAUGCCUCUGCGCAGGCACCAGAGUGUUAAUUUGUUAAACACGUUUUAUGUCUAUUAUUCUGCAUGCAAAAUAAAAACUAUGUAACACAAUAAGCUGUAGUGGUUAUGUUGCGUAAAGUCACUGUUUAACAUGUGUUCCUGCUUACAAUGAAUUUUCUCAAUCUUCUGCACACCAUUGAGGCUUGUUAUAAUGUAAGCUUCUAUUUAUCUUCCUCAAACCCCACUCACUGAAGUAAUUUACGCUAAUCCUUAGAUAUGCUUGAAUGUUGUUUAUAUCUUCCUUGUAAAUCACAAGCUCUGUUUCCAUCCUGGCUGUAAGCUUGCAUAUGGAGUUCUCAGGACCUACCGUAAUCAUACAAUACUUCUUGAUAAUUCAUGCUUGAUUGCAGGGUAUCCGCCUGUUCCACGGGUCUCAUUUAUUUAUUUACAUUCUCUCUUAGUUGAAAAUGACCAGAAGACAUGCGAUCACUCUCUUCGUUAUAACAUCAGUUGGUACUUACGGCAGUGCAAUUGCUAUAAUGAAAUCUCUAAUUUUGGGGUAGGUACCUAAGACUGCCAAAGCAUUGCUGGUACAAAAUGAAAUAGAAUGCCUAUGUUAAUGGAAUGUAGUAACCUAUAUUUUAAAAAAUGAACAAGAUGGAGUAUAACCGUAGGGAUAUGGAGAGGCAGCACAAAAUAUCAGCGACAGCCUGUACCAGACCAGUUUAGCUUGUGAUACACAGCAUCCAUUAUUAGUACUUACUUAAGCCAUGCCAUGUACCAUCCGAGUCUCAUUUACAGUACUCACAUGACACCCGUAAGAUAAGCAACCCCUGACUUAAAACCUUAUAUACGCUGACAAAACAUAAAGCUUUAAAACUCUACCCUCUGCAUAGAGUACCCAAAUCACGUAGCUCUUACAUGAUUGGAAUCCAUGCUAACUUUAGUAUUUAACUUUUACUGAAUCGUGUAAAAAGGAAACGAGAAUGUGUUGCUAUUAAAGGACCACUAUAGUGCCAGGAAAACAAACUCAUUUUCAUGGCACUAUAGUGCCCUGAGGUCCCACUCCCACCGAGCUGAAUGGAGAGGAAGGGGGUUAAACACUCACCUUUCUCCAGCGCCGGACUCCCUCGGCGCUGGGGACUCUCCUCCCUCUUCUGAUGUCAUCGGGUGAAUGUGUGGCAAGAGCUGAGCGCGCAUUCAGCCAGUCCAUAGGAAAGCUUUCUUAAUCACAGUGAGAAGCGCGAAAGUGCCUCCAGCGGCUGUCAAUGAGACAGCCACUAAAGGCUGGAUUAACACUAAAGUAAACAUAGCAGUUUCUCUGAAACAACCAUGUUUACAGCAGGCAGGGUUAAUCCUAGAUGGACCUGGCACCCAGACCACCUCAUUAAGCUGAAGUGGUCUGGGUGCCUAUAGUGGUCCUUUAAGUACAUACUCUUUAUUUCUUGAGCAACACUUCAUAGAAGUAUCUUCAUACAUAAGAGGAUUUAUCGAGGCAUAUAGAUGGGACAUGGGAGGCUCAACCAGUUCGAAUUAGUAGAAUCUUUUGUAGUAUGCUGCUAUAAGUACAUUGUUAGAUUGUGACUCUUAGUUUGCUAAUGUUAGAAUUUAACUGCUGUAAAUGUAAAACCAAGCUGUUUUGACAGUUUUUUUUACAGGAGAAUUUGUUUUUGCUUUUAAAACAAUUCGCUCCACUGUGAUGAAGCCGACCUUAAUAUGUCAGUUUAAUAUUCAUCUGUGUUUAUGUCAUUGCAUUUAAAAGACUUCCUAGUCCUGCUUCAACGCAUAGUGUGGUCUGGUUUGAUCACAGCAGAGUGAUGUGUAAUUAAUCAGACUGAGUAUUCUCAAGCUAGAAUCUGUGUGCAUAGUAUAGUAAUGUCUAAAGUAAGAGCAAACUAAUCUCCAAGUGCCAAGGUAUAAGUUAGUGUUUCCAUGGCAACCUGGCACAAGAGACUUGUGUAAAAGUAAGCUGUAUCCGUAAUAACUCACCUGUAAUUCCGUUUAAUUCAUCAUGCCUUUCUUGGUGAGUAGACUGUGGAAAAGUGAUGUAGGGAUAUAAUCUUAAACCAGUUUUUAUUAGCUCAGACCAAAUUCGUAUUUUCUAACACAGUUGGGAUCCAAAUGAUUGAAUAGCAUUUGCUUGGUGUUUUUUAUUUGUACAUUUACUUACAUGGCCCAUUUUUUAGCUGAUGUUUAAUUUAUAACAGCGCCUUCAUCACAAUCUUCCCAUUGUCAGGGGCCCCUGUGCACGUAGGAAGGCAGUUCUGCUACAGUAAACAUCUUAUUAUAGGCAGUUGCCUGGGGUCAGAUAAUACCAUGUGAUUCCAACAAUUGGAAACCACUGAAAUAGCAUGUGUCUCCACCCAGGGGAAGUGUCUGUAUAUAUAAACAGACUUGUGAUAUAGCUACACCAUGUCUAAAUAGUGCCUAGUUGUUGUUUUUUUCCUGACAGAUGUUUAAAGGUUUCCUCCAACCCUUUUUAAUUAAACAUUUUAUUUAAAUCGACAAUGCCCUAUUGGACUUUAAUAAUUAGGUGUCCUGAACUGGGGAGUGCUAAAAAAGAGAAAGUAGGGAGGGCACAUUAAAGAUUCCCCUUGUACGGGGGAAGGCACUGCUGCUACAGUAAACAUGUUGUUAUGGCCAAUUGCCUGGGGGAAGAAGAAUACUAUGUGCUUAUUGGGAACAACUGAGAUAAAGUGAGUCUCAACCUAGAGGAAGUGUGUAUAUAAACAGGCUUGUGAUAUUUCUAAAAUGUGAACAUUUAGAUUGUGCCUUAAAUAGGGUGUGUUUUUUUUUUUUUUCUUCAGACAUUUUGUGCAGAUAAGGAUAUUUAAAGGGGGGCCUGCAAGGGUAGAAAUUGAUUACGUCCGUUAUUGUGCGCGCUGACGACGGACUGUAAAUUCAUUGUUGAAUUGAUCUUUUAUCCUUAAUGUACAGUGUAGUGAAGAACAUGCAUGCCACGAACUGACUAAAGAAAUAUUUUACACUUCUAGAAUUAUAUUGAAUGCUAGAUUAGCAAAAAUGUAACAUUGUUAGUGUCUAGCUACUGCUAGGUAAUUUAUUAAUUUUACUGAUCUGCAAGUACAUGGCACAAAAUGUCUGUGAGUGAGUGAAUGGCUUUGGUUGUUUGUUACUCAUUACUGCAUACUGCACAUAGCAUGUUGUCGUUGGGUGUAAGGGAAGCUAUCAGUUGCUCUCUGCUUCGUGCCGGCACCAGAAUCUGAUACUCGGCUUGUUUAAUGAAGUGAAUGCAUGCACACAAUUUUGUUUGAGCUAGUCGUAUGGCACACCUCCAUGAUUGCUGUGUGACAUCACAUCCUAGCAUCCAGACACCUGUCAUACACUAGACAUGAUCAGUAAGGCUUUAUCCAGUGAGACUGAUGGAACUUCAAAAAUGUAUGUUAAAAAUGGGUGUAAGAUCUGUGUUAUGACAAGAUAUGGGGGGGGGGGGAGAAAUACCAAGGCAUGUCAGUCCUUAAAGUGGCAGGUCUUAACAACAUACCUCGUUAGAGGUAAAAGGCAAAGGACCAUUUAAUAGGGGAAACACAGUCAAUAAGCAAGCCGGUGUAAAGGAACCAAAUAAAUGUAUGCAUUUACGCAUUUGCUACACUAAUAACUCUUCUUAAUUCACACACAUUCACUCUACCCCUUUACAUUCACACACACACUGAUGCACUAAAUAAAUAAAUACCACAGAUUCACACACAACUAGACUCUGCCUAAAUACACGAUUAUUCUUACACACUGUUCAUAAAAUAAAGCCCUGCAUUUAUACACUCACUUUGACACUCUGCACACUGCACCAGGGAUAGGCAACCUGCAGUACACUAGAUGUUGUAGACUACAACUCCCUUGAUGCUUUGCCAGAAUUAUGACCGUAAGAGCAUUGUGGAAGAUGUCGUCCACAAUAUAUGGAGUGCCGAAGGUUGCCUGCCUCUGCACUACACUAAUCACUUCUGCAUUUGCUGCAGAAGUAGCUCCUCCUCAUUCAUACACACUGGCUCUACAUAAUUUUCAUUCACAUACACACUGGAUCUUUACAGAUAACUCUUCUUCAUUCACAUACACACACCAUAAAUAACACCUCUUUAUUCAUACACACACCAGCAAUCUGCAUUCACACACUGACUAUUCUUAAAUAACAACUCCACACUUACACACACAAACUCGCACAAUGCCGAAAUACAGCCCUGUACUUUCUAUCCACAUAUAUACAGUGCAUGAAUGAAAGUCAAAAUGUGGUCAUGCCUAUUUGAGAUGUUGAUUGACUGAUCGUUUUGACUAGUGGAUUAAAACUGUACUUAUUUAGAAUAUAGAUGCACAUCUAAGUUAUAUAGAUAUUUACAGCUUAAAUGAUUGAAUAGGCUUCACCUUUUAGUUAUUGUAAUUAUAUUCACGGAAUUUCGAAAUACAUAUCCGGUCUUAUAGUUAUCUAAGCUAUGUGUCCAGUGUAGGCAUGCAUUUGUACAGUGUUAACAUGCAGAAUAUUUUUGCUUGUAAAGGAAGAGCAGGCUCAGGAGUACAUAAUUUCCACUUCAGUGAUGCGAGAAGGCUGGACUGGAUCCUAUGCCCGGAACUCAUUCGUUGUCACCAACUGUGAGGAGCUUUUCAAACCUAUGGUAUGUCUUUUCACUUUGUUGUGUAUUAUUUAUUGUGAACUCAUGUUAGAAGUCUUGUACAUGAAAGAAAUGGAGAAUUUUUAAAGUCAUGCGAGGAUCAGUAAGGGAAUGUUUAGCUUUGUAUACCUUAAAGGAACACUAUAGGGUCAGGAACACAAACAUAUACAUAUGUAUGUAUUCCCGACCCUAUAGUGUUAAAAUUACUAUCUAACCCCCCAAAUAAAGUAAAAAUCUCACAUUAUUUCCAGCUCUGCAUAUUGAAUCACUGCGUCUCUAUGGGGAAAGUUUAGCGUCUCCAUGCUGAGCGUGGAGACGCUGAAUGGCAGUGCUGCACACUGUGCAGCACUGACAGAGGAAGCACCUCCAAUGGCCAUUGGAGUUGUCCCUAGGCUGGAUGUAAACAUUGCCUUUUCUCUGAAAAAGUUAUAGUAGGGUGUGGAACUGCACUCUGUCCCUUUAAGUAGUAUGUAGCUGGGUGCAACUCGGACAGUCUCAGUACCAGAGACCAAAUGCUGAGUAACAAAAGCUUGACAAAGACCGUGUAGGUUGAAACGUUGUGAUGGAGUGGGUUCAAUAAAAUUGCCUGGUUUUUACCUUCGAUUGGCUGGACCUUUCUUCUAUUUUCUCUGAAAAAGACAGUGUUUACGGCAAAAAGUCUUCAGGGACAUGGUAUAGACACCAGAACAAAUACAAUAAGUUGUAGUUGUUCUGGUGACUAUAGUGUCCCUUUAACUGUUUGCUCCUAUGGUAUUUCAGUAUUUAUUAUGGUAAGUAGAUCAGCAGAGGUAAGAGGGGGGGGGGACUUCUUAUCCAGUGAAAUUUUACCUUGAGUAAUGCACUUUCCUAACUUAUCACUGGAGUGCUUUUUCUAAAGCACUUUCUUUUUUUUAUUGUGUGCAUAGCUUUGUUGUGUGUGUGUUUGUGUGUGUGUGUCAGUAGUGUACACACCAAUGUACAUUUCUUGUAGUGUUUGUAAUUAUUUUUCAUUACAAACUGUUUAUAUGUAUACUUCUCUUCUGUUUCUAUUCCAAGCAAUUCAAGGGACUAAUUGAACCAAUGCCGCUCGAUGAUGACAAAAAUGAGGUACAUACUUUAAAAAAAAUUCUUUAUUAUAUUCAAGGUCUUUUGAAAUGCAUGGGUUUGUGCUUUAAAGAGGUAGUGUCACUUCUAUGGAAGUGACCGUUUCUUCUACCUUCACCCUAGUGAACUCUAUUCUAGCGGUUAUAAGGAUGAGCGUCUACUGAGAAUUAACCCUGCAAAGCAUGCAAAUGAAAAUAAAAAUAUAUAUUUAAAAAAAAAAAAACAACUAUAGAGAACUUAAAAAAUAUAAACAAAACCUAUCGCUAACUUUUAGUGUAGUACUGGAAAAUAUUGGCAAAAAUAUCCAAAUAUUGGGGGUUUUGUGAGAUGGAGAUUUAUUGAUUGAUUUAAUUAUUUUUUUCAUGUCCGCAUUUUUGCACACAUGUUAUAAUUUGGUUUUCAAUUUGCUGCAUUGUAUAUAGACCCCAGUCCAUCCUGCAAAGUCAUAUUGCGUUGCGGUUAUAAAAGUGUUUAAAAGUAAUAGUUGCCAACUAGUGAACGCAUUGCUUAGCAUUUCUUUUUCCCCUUAGAAAAAGGAGAAUGAAACAAAAGCACUGCAUAUUGAAAAUAAUGUAAGUAUCAGUCUUGUUUUCUUUGCAUUUAGGCUGGGCUGCUUUAACUGUACAUGGCUAUUGCAUCGAAGAGGACAUAAAGUUUGUGUGGUGUUUGUCUUCUGACAGUUUAGUCAAUAAUAUUGUACCUCUUGAAAUUGAAUCUUUUGGUAAUUAUUGCAAAAAAAUACACCUUUUUUUUUUUCUUAAUGCUUCCAGAGCACUCUGAGCACCACAACCACUUAUGGCGCAUUGAGUCUAGGGGUGGGGGAGAGGUGUUACCUCUGCAGCUGCACUGAUAAUGGGAAAUUAUUUGUUCUCAUAUGCAAAUUGAUCCAGAAUGGUUUGACAGAAAACCGGUUGACAGCCCCCAUACUCAUGAGCUGUAAUUGUUAUGGUGCUUAGAGUGCUAUUUAAAAUGUACUUUGCCACUCUGAACUUAAGUUUAGAUAUCUAAAUGUCAACAUUAGAGAUACAUGUGCAGUUUCAUUUUCUACAUCCUACAUAGAAAUGUAAGUGACACUCUAGAUUCUGUAUUUGAAUGUAUUUCUGGGGUCUCUUGGCCCCCUUUACAAAGUAAAAACUUCUCUUUAUUCCAGUGCUCUGCGGGUCCAUCCCCAAUCCACCUCUUUAGCUGACAUCAUCACAAUUGAGUAUCUCGGGCAAUCCAAUGCUUUCCAAUAGGAACUGUCAAUUCUGUAGUUGUUCCGGUGACUAGAGUGUCUCUUUAAAUAACCUUUGAACUAGUACGUGUUCUAGUAAUUUGGCUAGCACGAUGUCUAGAUAGCUUGCUAUAUUUUACAAAGUGACACCAGAUCAUGUUUAGCAGUCCCUUCACCCGGUUCACUCUUCAGUCCGUGCAGGUUCUCUAACCUGAUUUCUUUUCUCAGGACAAACCAAUGAAUGCCAUCAUGCAGACAUGGAAGGAUGGGCCGUAUAUUUUUAUAGUUCAUGUUCAAAUACAAACUGCUCAGGAGCCGUCUCCAAGAAGUAAAAGAAGUGAUGAGCCUCAAGUUCAAGUUAUCACCACUACUGGAAGUGCUAAAGAAAAGUCUUUAAACAGUAAGACUUCUUAAUACAAGUGUCAAUGAAGUGGUCUGGGUGCCAGGUCCAUCUACUGCUAUGUUUACAAUAGGGUUAAUCCAGCCUCUAGUGGCUGUCUCAUUGACAGCCGCUAGAGGCGCUUCCGUGCUUCUCACUGUGAAAAUCAGAGUGAGAAGACUCUGCCGUCCAUAGCAAAGCAUUGAGAAAUGCUUUCUUAUGGACUGAUUGAAUCCGCGCGCCGCGUAUGCGCAUUCAGCGCUGACGUCUGAAGAGGGAGGAGGGAGCCCGGCGCUGGAGAAAGGUGAGUGUUUAACCCCUUGACCCCUCUUGAGCCCGACGGGAGGUGGACCCUGAAUGUGGGGGGGACACAAAGACCCUAUAGUGCCAGGAAAAUGUGUUUGUUUUCCUGGCAUUAUAGUGGUCCUUUAAUUUAUAGGAUAAUAAAAUUGAUUUUUUUUUUCUGUAAUCUUAUACUCUCCUAACAAUUGUUUUUUUAAAUCCUCUCUUCCCCCACAGUGAUCGUGGAAGUGAAAGGACCCUAUGAAUACUUGUCACUAGCUGACUAUCCACGCAUGAUUGUAAGUAAAUAUCUGAUAGCAUAUAAAUCCCGUUAUGGAUCGACUUUUCGUAGUAGGAGGUGAUUUACACACUGACAGAUUUUUAGCAUAAGAAGCUUUUUUCCAUAAAGUUCCGCAUGUUUACUCUGAUUCUCUUACUUUACUUACAGUUUUUCAUGGUGAUGUGUAUCGUGUAUGUGCUGUUUGGUGUUCUUUGGCUGGCCUGGUCUGCGUGUUACUGGAGGGACCUGCUCCGGAUACAGUUCUGGGUGGGUGCUGUCAUCUUCCUGGGCAUGCUGGAAAAAGCCGUAUUUUAUGCCGAAUUCCAAAACAUCCGCUAUAAGGGAGAAUCUGGUAAGAUGCUUGGAUUUUGCUAUGUGACCGCUACACAAAAAAUUCAAUUUUCCCAGUAAUUACAGGAACUAUUUUUGAAGGCUGAUCAAUAUUGCAGACUUCUUCAACAACUCAAAUAUUAACAUGUUAAAGGACAACUAUAGGCACCCAAACCACUUCAGCUCAAUGAAGUGGUCUGGGUGCCAGGUCCAUCUAGUGUUAAGUAUACGAGAAAUAGAGGGAAACCGUUGUCAAAACCUAUAAAAAAAAUAAAAUUAAAAUUAAAAACUACAGUUUCAGAAAAACUGCUAUGUUUACACUAAGGUUAAUCCAGCCUCUAGUGGCUGUCUCACUGACAGCCGCUAGAGGCUCUUGCGCGAUUCUCACUGUGAAAAUCACAGUAAGAAGAUGCUGGACAUCCAUAGGAAAGCAUUGAGAAAUGCUUUCCUAUGAACUGUUUGAAUGUGCGCGCGUCUCUUGCCACACAUGUGUAUUCGGCGCUGACGUCGGCAGAGGGAGGAGAGUUCCCCCAACGCAGAGGGAGCCUGGUGCUGGAGAAAGGUAAGUGUUUAACCCCUUCAGCCCAGCGGGGGUGGGACCUUGAGGGUGGGGGGGGACCUAAAGACCCUAUAGUGCAAGGAAAAAAAGUUUGUUUUCCUGGCACUAUAGUGGUCCUUUAAGAGCCAGGGAUGCUCCCUGCUACCAUCACUAGUUGGUCUUUGUUUGCCCUAUUCUACCAUGUAACACCCCAAUCAUUUAUUACUAGUCGUACUCUCUAGUCUAGAACAUCUGCUGAUAAAUAGGGUUUCCAUGCCCAACCCUAUUUACAGUAAUAUUUAAAUAACUACUUAUCACUCACAAUAAAAAGGUUUUAUUUAUUUUUUGACAGAUUGAAAUUAAAUUUUGUGUCAUCUCACAUCCUGUGUGUUUUGGGCCAUACAUUCAUUUGAUGUUUUGUUUCCCUCUUGUUUGGCAGUGGAAGGAGCCGUUAUUCUUGGAGAGUUGCUUUCUGCUGUUAAGAGGUCUUUAGCUCGCAUACUUGUAAUCAUCGUCAGCCUGGGUUAUGGUAUUGUCAAGUAAGUGAGCUGAAUGUCUUGGCCUUUAAUGAGUGCAUAUGUGUGCAAUUUGUGUGGUGCAUGGGCUAUUUGUGGUAUUUUAUGUGUGUUGGGAACUGCUUGCAGGUCUGAGCGUGUAUGUGGACUGUUUGUUAUAUAUGUAUUGUGUAUAUGUAUGAGGUAGGUAUUUUUAUUGUGAAUGUGUUUGAGGUGUUCUGUGUAUGUGUGUGGGAUGUUUGCACUGGUGUGUGUGAGGUAGGCUAUUUAUUGUGGCACUGUUUAAGAUAAAAUAAAAAUUUGAUUAAAGAAAAUUGAACAUAAAAAGUUAUUUUAAAUGAGUGAUUAAAACAAUACUUAUACAGAGUAUAAGAAAACAAAGCGCCAUGUAAAAGGGAAUGAAUACCACCUGGUAAUACAGUAUCUAGAAAGGAAAAAAAACUGUACAUAGCGUUAUACAGUUAAGUACAAGGCAAGAGGGAAAGGGGAAAGUGAAAAAACUCACAAGACGUCUGGAAAUUCAGGCUUGUCUCCCUGCAAAAUGGGGUAUGUGUGGAGUAGAUAUUCUGCUGGCAGAAGAGGGCAAUACGUUCAAGCUUGUCUCCACUGAAAGUGGAUCUGGAGCAGUAAACUGCAGGAGGUAGAUGAAACAGCAAAUAGCAGCCUGGCAACAGGAACAGAGUAACAGGGGAGGGGGACAAUGAAAACAAAGUAAAAGUCCCAUAAAUAAAAUCCAACGUGUUUAAUCCGUUGUAUGGGCCCUGAGGAAGUCCAUACAACAGACAAAAUGCGUUGGAUAUUAUUUGUGGGACUUUUACUUUGUUUUUAUUGUCCCCCUCCCCUGUUACUCUGUUCCUGUUGCCAGGCUGCUAUUUGCUGUUUCAUCUACUUCCUGCAGUUUACUGCUCCAGGUUCACUUUCAGUGGAGACAAGCUUGAACGUAUUGCCCUGUUACUCUGUUCCUGUUGCCAGAUUGCAUGCAAGAUACAAGUGUUCUUUACCGACUGCAAGUACUGACCACAGGUUCCCUGGCGCUGAUAGAGUUGCGCUCUAACCUGGCAGGCGUGAAUGCAAUGCCAGCACAUGUGUACAUUUUUUAUAGCAUUAGCAAAAUAUAUAGAUUGAUUUUUGUGUUCUUUCUUUUUAACAUAAUCUUGUAUUCCCAUGACAGAUCGUAUUUAAAUUGAGGCAAAAUAGGCAAACAAAUGAAAUCACCAUAGACAAAAGUUCCUGGGUAUUUUCUAGGUCGAUAAAAUUGAUUAACUUUUUUUUUUAAAUGCAGGCCGCGUCUUGGUGCUACGCUGCACAAGGUCGUUAUGGCUGGAGCGCUCUACCUACUGUUCUCUGGCAUGGAAGGCGUUCUUCGAGUCACAGGCGUAAGUUUAUUAACAGGUUCCCAAAACAAUAUAAUGGGUCGAUAUCUUUUAAAGCAAUCUAUUUUUAUUUCUUUAAUCUCUUCUUUCUCAAUUAAACUCUAUCUAAUCUUUAAACAGAUGAUUUAACAAUAUUGUGUUUGUGGGGUAUUUUUUAUUUUUUUAUUUAUGUUUUUAUUUGUGAUACAAAUAAUGGCCUUACACUAAAUAUUCCACAAAUAAAAAUCAUCUCGGGAGUCAGAACUCCUGUAUUAUUAGAUAAUUAAAGUGACAGGCAGAAACAAAAUAUCCACGCAGGUUACAUAUUAGAAUGUGACAAAUGUCUGUGCGAUAUACCUGACAUUGGCUUUGCUUUUUAAUUUUUUUAGUGUGCUCUUCAUCUUUAGCCAUUAACGCCAGUGCUUGCUAUGUUUGAUAGUCUAGUUAUGCAAACGAUUAACAUGUUAUUGAAGAUGUGUUCUGUUUUACCUUCAAAUUUAAAUGUAAAAAUAUUCAACGUUUAAAAUACUAGAUGCGGACCAUGCAUGUUUAUUUGGUCUGCUAUCAGAGAAAGAGCCGGUGUGAAAUACACUGAUCCACUUAAAGUGAAACCAACUCAGCUAUAACUUCCCCAUAGAGCACUGUUAUGUACAGUGCUAAAAAUGAAAACAGUGGGUAUGUCCAUCUUGGCUGCCACAUCUUAUCUUCUGAUUGCAUAUUUUUAUGCCUGUACCAUUCUUUUAUAAGGGGCAUUUAGUAUAGUUCUCGGUAACUGGCAUGCUGCCAGAGGCAGAAUAUUGGUGAAAUUUUUAUAAAAUAUGCUUAUUUUUUGGCUACUUGUCAAUUGAAGAAUGUAUUGAUAUGUUUGAGCUAAAUAAAGCAUAUUAUAUACAUGCUAAAUACAUUCCACGUCCACACAAACUAUGUUAGAGAGACACUCCAAUGCCAUACCAUAGCGUAGCUUAAAGGGGCUUCAGCUACCAUAACCACUACAGACUAUAGUAGUUAGAUGCUAGAAAUCUAUUCCAACAUAACUUCUCCAAUAUAAUAAGCCAAAGUGUUUUCGAGGUUUGAGUGUUCAUUUAAGUUAGUUUGGUGUGGUGCUUAAAUCGACACUAUAAUCACCAAAGCAACUUUAGCUUAAUGAAGCAGAUCUAGUGUAUAGAUUAUGCCCCUGCAGUCUUACUGCUCAAUUUUGCCAUUUGGGAGUUAAAUCACUGUUGUUUCUGUUUAUGUAGCCCUAGCCACACCUCCCCUGGCUGCGACUGACACGGCCUGCAUGAAAACAAAAUGGUUUCAUUUUCAAUCAGAUGUAACUUACUUUAAAAGUUUUUAUCCCCUGCUCUGAAAAUUGAACUUUAAUUACAUACUGGAGGCUCCCGCAGGGUCUGACAAGCUAUUAAUAGAGCAGGAGAUAAGGAAUUCUAAAUUAAACAGAAUUUGCAAUAAAGGAAGUGUAAACAUUAGAUGACUCUUCACAUGAAGUGUUUAAGAAGGCUAUAGAAGUCACAUGCAGGGAGGUGUGAUUAGGGCUGCAUAAACAAAGUGAUUUAACUCCUAAAAAGCAGACAACUGAGCACUGAGACCUCAGGGACAUGAUCUAUACACCAAAACGGCUUCAUUAAGCCAACGUUGUUUUGGUGACUACAAGCAUCCUUUUAAGAUUUUACAGACCGAUAUUCUCUUCUAGCAAUGCACUAACCAGUAGCUCUACGUCAUCUCGCAAGCUUGAACUCAUUCCAUUCUGGACAAACACUAACCUCUGCUUAUCCCAUAUCCCUGACAUUAAUUCAUUGUGCUCUCUUUACUCCAGCAUUACUUCAGUACCAUGGCAUUCAUUGCAAAUGUGAGUCUUUCAUUGAUCGAUGCCUGCAUUAUCUUUUGGAUAUCCUUUAAGACACACCAUCUUACGAGUACUUUCUGCUGACUGUGUUCCUCCAGUUUUACAAUCAGAAUCUAUCUAUGUAUUAACACUGCAUGUGCUUGUGCUUGUGCUUAUCCAUCUGUAAAUCCUGAAAAAGGGCAAUGAAGCUGUGAGAGUCACAUUGGAAACACCAAGACUUUGGUGGCAGCAAUAUAGCUCAGCAUACCAUGAAUCCUAAUCCGUAACUGCAGCAGUACAAAUGAUUAAAGGACCACUAUAGUGCCAGAAAAACACUCAGUGAGACAGCCACUAGAGGCUGGAUUAACCCAAAUAUAAACAUAGCAGUUUCUCUGAAACUGCUAUGUUUAUUGAAAAAAGGGGUUAAACCUAGCUGGACCAGGCACCCAGACCACUUCACUAAGCUGAAGUGGUCUGGGUGCCUAUAGUGGUCCUUUAACUAUUCCCAGAUCAAUCUACAGAUGUACACUGCUCCAAAAAAAUAAAGGGAACACAAAAAUAACACAUCCUAGAUCUGAAUGAAUUAAAUAUUCUUCUGAAAUGUUCUUUACAUAGUUGAAUGUGCUGACAACAAAAUCACACAAAUGCAAAAAUGGAAAUCAAAUUUUUCAACCCAUGGAGGUCAGGAUUUGGAGUCACACUCAAAAUGGAAGUGGAAAAACACACUACAGGCUGAUCCAACUUUGAUGUAAUGUCCUUAAAACAAGUCAAAAUGAAGCUCAGUAGUGUGUGUGGCCUCCACGUGCCUGUAUGACCUCCCUACAACGCCUGUGCAUGCUCCUGAUGAGGUGGCGGAUGGUCUCCUGAGGGAUCUCCUCCCAGACCUGGACUAAAGCAUCUGCCAACUCCUGGACAGUCUGUGGUGCAACGUGACAUUGGUGGAUGGAGCGAGACAUGAUGUCCCAGAUGUGCUCAAUUGGAUUCAGGUCUGUGGAACGGGCGGGCCAGUCCAUAGCAUCAAUGCCUUCGUCUUGCAGGAACUGCUGACACACUCCAGCCACAUGAGGUCUAACAUUGUCUUGCGUUAGGAGGAACCCAGGGCCAACCGCACGAGCAUAUGGUCUCACAAGGGGUCUGAGGAUCUCAUCUCGGUACCUAAUGGCAGUCAGGCUACCUCUGGCGAGCACAUGAAGGGCUGUGCGUCCCCCCAAAGAAAUGCCACCCCACACCAUUACUGACCCACUGCCAAACCCGUCAUGCUGGAGAAUGUUGCAGGCAGCAGAAUGUUCUCCACGGCGUCUCCAGACUCUGUCGCGUCUGUCACAUGUGCUCAGUGUAAACCUGCUUUCAUCUGUGAAGAGCACAGGGCGCCAGUGGCGAAUUUGCCAAUCUUGGUGUUCUCUGGCAAAUGCCAAACGUCCUGCACGGUGUUGGGCUGUAAGUACAACCCCCACCUGUGGACGACUGGCCCUCAUACCACCUUCAUGGAGUCUGUUUCUGACCAUUUGAGCAGACACAUGCACAUUUGUGGCCUGCUUGAGGUCAUUUUGCAGGGCUCUGGCAGUGCUCCUCCUGUUCCUCCUUGCACAAAGGCAGAGGUAACGGUCCUGCUGCUGGGUUGUUGCCCUCCUACGGCCUCCUCCACGUCUCCUGAUGUACUGGCCUGUCUCCUGGUAGCGCCUCCAUGCUCUGGACACUACGCUGACAGACACAGCAAACCUUCUUGCCACAGCUCGCAUUGAUGUGCCAUCCUGGAUGAGCCGCACUACCUGAGCCACUUGUGUGGGUUGCAGACUCAGUCUCAUUCAACCACUGCCAGCAUUCAAAAGUGACCAAAACAUCAGCCAGGAAGUAUAGGAACUGAGAAGUGGUCUGUGGUCACCACCUGCAGAACCACUCCUUUAUUGGGGGUGUCUUGCUAAUUGCCUCUAAUUUCCACUUGUUGUCUAUCCCAUUUGCACAACAGCAUGUGAAAUUGAUUGUCACUCAGUGUUGCUUCCUAAGUGGACAAUUUGAUUUCACAGAAGUGUGAUUGUCUUGGAGUUACAUUGUGUUGUUUAAGUGUUCCCUUUAUUUGUUUGAGCAGUGUAUUACUUUAACAUGUCACAAAUAUAUUUUUACUCCCUUUCCAUGCUUGGUGUAUAGCAUUGUGUCAUAGAGCUUUGUACUUUCAUUAUUGCUGUACUAGAUGCAGUUAUAAAUGAUUGUCGGUAAACACACCAUGGUUUUCCCAUGCUAAAUGGGUUACUAAAUUACACAAGUGGCUUUUAAGAAGUCCAUUAAGAAUUUUCCUCUUGAUGGUAAUAUAAUCUGCCCUUCUCUUUCAACUUUAACUGCAAUAAUUACCUGCUAGGGUUAACUCCGGAUUCUUAGAUGACUUUUGAUAGUCUAAACAACGCUGGACGUCCUGCAGCGUCGCCGUAAUUGAAUAAUGCUUUCCUAUGGGGAGAUCCUAAUGCUAGCGCGGCCAUUGCCAAGCAUUAGGUCUCCCCUACCGCCAGACGUCAGCGGGGGAGGAGUGCGGGCGGAGCUGAGCCAGCACAGAGGGACAACGACGCUGGACCCAGGUGAGUGACAGAAGGGCUUAUUAACCCCUUCUGCACCAAGGGAGGAGGGGGUCUUGACAAAGGGGGAAGCUAUAGUGCCAGGAAAAUGAGUUUGUUUUCCUGGCACUAUAGUUUCCCUUUAAACCAUGUGGGAUGUUAGGAGUUAAGAUCAUGUUUGGGUGAGAUGUUGAGAGAACAGACAUUUCUGCAGUACCUACUGUUUGAUUGUAAAUGUAUGCAACAAGCCAGAUAUCCACGUACAUUACUUUUUAUUUAUUUUUAUUUAUUACCAAAAACCUUUACAAAUGCACUAAAUUAAACAAAAGUGGGAUUUUUUUAAUUUCAUUUUUUUGUUAGAUAAUCUAUAACUUUGUAACUAAUGAAGUAAAUGUACAAUUACAAGCCAGGACAGAUAAGAUGACUAAAUAGUCACACUAUUGCAUCUUCCAGUCAUUUACCAUAAAAUAGCUGAUUUGGGUUCACAUAUCGCAGGUCAGUCCCUCUGCGUGUACGUACGGUUUCUUACUUUGUAUGCACAGUUAGGUAAGUGGAAAGCAAAAAAGUAAUAGGCGCUCACUAUAACUUAAUAGGUCUAUUUAUGUGGGCUGCAGUACACAAUACAAGGAUUCCCAAACCUCGUGAAUGAACAAAUAGUAAAAAUUGAAAAUGGCGUAUACCGCGCCCAAAGAUUAUACGUACAUAAAUCUUCAGAUGAUACCUUAGACCUCAGAAUAACAGAAAAAAAAACCAGCAAUAGUGCAAUACUGUAUAUUAUAAUACAGAUUAGAAUAUUAGUACUAUAUGGGAUCCACUCACAUUUGAUUGAACUAGCUAAGAGCUCUGCUGUGUUGCGCAUGGAUGGUACAAUCCCCGUCUAAGGAUAUAUGGUGAUGUAGGUAAUAUCGGUGCUCCAAAUGCAAUGCAGUAUGCAAAGUAUAUAUGGAGACAAAUAUAAAGAAGAAAACUCCAAUGGUGAAGUAAGUACUUUAUAUAUGAAAAGAAGAUAAGGUAUUGCACUUACAUUUGCUAGAGCAAGACUUGCUCUAGUUAAAACAGCAUGGUUGGUAUAAUCCCCACCUAGGGAUAUGUUGGUACCAGGAAGCAAGAUGAUAAAAUAAAAAAGCAAAUGGCUAUUAAAAGCAAGCUAUAUUUUAACAAAAUAAUAGUAAAAUUCUUUUUUAAAAAAAAAUAAUUAAAAUGGAUGAAGAAAUCUCACUUGACGCGUUUCGCCUGUCCAAGGCUUUUUUAAAAGUGUGAGAUAGUCUUUACAAUGCUUGGUUUAUAUUUGGGAGUCUUUAGACCAUAUAUAAACCAAGCAUUGUAAAGACUAUCUCUCACUUUUCAAAAAGCGUUGGACAGGCAAAACGCGUCAAGUCUAAACUACCAUCUGAAGAUUUAUGUACGCAUAAUCUAUGGGCGCGGUAUACACCAUUUUCAUUUUUACAGUUAGGUAAGUAUCUGAAAUUAUAUAAAGCGUUUUAUUUGUGUUUUUCACGGUUUGCUUCUGAUUGGUGUCUAUUUGUGAAGAUGUUUUUAUAUUUGAAAGAAAUAUAAAGUCAGUUUAUUCCUACUUGUAAUUCAAAGUUCAAAUGUGUUUUUAAAAGGUCAACAUGUAAGAACUACUAAGUUUCAUGUACUUUGUAUAACAUUGUAUUCUUUCCAGUUCUAAAGCUAUAGCGAGCAGAUCUAUACCAGUCCUUAAUGUGUGGGUUACGACUCUUUAUUAUUCACUUUGGCUGGUGCCAUUCCUCCCCUGAACCCAUGUUGCUGGUACUGCAAGCUAUAGCCAUUUUGGUUGUGGUGCCUCUUCAAGACACCCUUGAAGCUGCCUCACUGUGUGGGUCAGGGGACAUGCUAUCAUUUGCUUAUUUGUGUUUCCUCCUUUUAAUUCCUAUGCUCCGUUCUUGGUUUAGGCGCAGUCUGACCUUGCCUCCCUGGCUUUUAUUCCUCUGGCUUUUCUUGACACUGCCUUGUGCUGGUGGAUAUCCUUCCCUGACCUUUUUUGUUGUCUCUGCUUGUAUUUCUGUUUGUUUGUCUCAUUUUAUGAUCCUUAUUGUUAAUUACUGGUCACUAAUAUGGUAACCUGGUUUAACCAGAAUUAAGACUUGCUCUAGUAAAUGUAAAUGUUUUCGUGUUCUCAAAACUUUAUGCGUUUUUUUGUACCCCCACUAAUUUUCCAAAAAUAGUGUUAACUAUAUAUAUAUGGCCACACAUUCUCGCCAUAACCUAGAUGCCAAGUUCCCCUCUUGGUAAUUAGAUGCAGUUGGAUUGCACACCUAAACGAUGAAAAUUCCCAAAUAGAGACUGCCUGUUAUAUCAUGUCAUCAUGUUAGAAGUGCAUUGUCUAGUUUGGUGUUUAGUGUCCUGUUCAAAGAGACAUGAUGGCAUACUAACAUAGCUUCCCUAUGAAGUCCACAGAUGACUUUAAUAAACUGCUAUCCAAUCACCACUUCCUGGUAAGCCUUCUUAAAUUCAUGGGUUCCACAUCUUAAAACUAUACAAGAAAUGCACUUGACUUCAUCACACUUUUAGUGCUCACUUAUAUUUCCUCAAUUUCUUAUAGUUUAUGGAGUUAUUCAGUAGUUUGGUAAAUGUGAUGGAUAUGCAAGGGAGUUGUAAAUAUUAGGAGUAUAUAACCAAGCGGGAAUAACAUCUAGAAUCACAUUGUUGGUGGGGCUGGCCAACUCCACCAUCAUGUUGGAGCCCAGCCAGGGACUGGAGAAUGCUGGGAAAGCAGGGAAGAAAGUAGGAGCUUACCUGAACGCCGGCCUUGUUGCCCACAAUAUAGUUAACUUGUAUGCGUGAUUUAAUACAGGAGUGCCCAAAUGUUAGAUCCCCAGAUGUCGUAGAACUACAACUCCCAUGAUGCUUUGCUGGCCUUUAGAAUGACAAAGCAUCAUGGAAGUUGUAGUUUGGGCACCCCUGUUUUAGUAGACUGUGCGCACAAAUUACUAUAUUGUGCUCACUGUAUAGGUAAAGUGUGCUAAUGCAGUGCCUGUCUCCUGGGCACAAUCUACUAAAUUGUGCACACGAGUACAACAUUUUAAUAAAAAAUAAAUAAAAAUGGCAUGUUACCUCUGGGACAUCAUAAGUUACAGUUAGUUAUUAUGUCUUGUUGUUUUUAUAAUUUAGUUUUAAAAAGUUUUUUUCUACAUCAACCUCUACCUGACCAACUGGCAGUGUUUCCCUUUUUUGCUCCAAUAAAACUGUAGAUCUGUACAUGGGACACAGCAAAGGUUCCUGCGGCUAUAUUUGAGAUGUUUACUUACCAUAACGGAAACUGAGCUACCACUCCUCGAUUUCCUGCUGUACCCAUUAAACACAGUUGUGUGUGGAUUCAGGAGAUACGCUCAGCACUGCUAUGGUUCGGUAACAGAGCAUCUUGAUUGUGUGAGUCACUUCUUUGAUUAGGCAGAGCUCGGAGAUAUUAUUUUUAAUUUAAUUUAGCAUAUAUUUUAAGGCCUUGUCUGUAUAAGGAAAGAAUAGGUCACCUCCAACCCACAAUGUCCCUUUAACUGACACUAUUGUAAACGCAGCAGGGAAAAUGUGUGUAAUUGCAUGUAUGUGAUGGCCUUACGCCUAAUUUGAUUGUCUGUUUGAGUUACUAUAUAAGUGAUGCCGACAGUUUAGUUGGUCAAUUUAGAACCCGUUUUCUAUGUCAAUAGAUGUUUAUAUUUUUGUGUGUGUUUUCCUGGUGAUCGCGUUUUCCUUAACCCAUCGACACAUCUUCAUAAGCCUCACACAGACCAUGAAGCUGCUGAGACUAAGAAGGAACGUGGUCAAGUUGUCUUUGUACAGACACUUCACCAACACGCUCAUCUUGGCUGUUGUAGGUAUGUUUCACCUCAUAACUCAAACCCCUUUGCUUCCAAAGCUCAUAACACCAAUUAUUUUCUGAUGCAAGCUUACAUGCAGGAGGAUUGUUUGAAAACCUGUAUCCCCCAGGCACCUAUAGUUGCUUACCGUGUUUUCCCGAAAAUAAGCCCUAGCUGGAUUAUCGGGAUGGGCUGCAAUAUAAGCCCUACCCCGAAAAUAAGACCUAGGCAGGGCCGGCGGCUGCCGGCCCUUAAAUGCCACAGCCGACUGAGUGCUCUAUAGAGAGCGCUCAGACGGCUGCCGCACUGCCUCACCUCCCCUUCCCUGUAGCGUGGCCGAGCUCCUCUCCGGUCCACGACCCGGCCGGACAGUCCGGCCGGGUCGCAGACCGGAGAGGAGCUCGGCCACGCUACAGGGAAGAGCAGGUGAGGAGAAGAUUGGAGGGGGGAGAGUAUUACAGGGAGGGAGGGAGGGGGAACACACAUUGGAGGGGAGAGCAUUACAGGGAGGGAGGGAGGGGGGAGAGCAUUACAGGAGGGGAGGGGGGGAGAGUACAGGAGAGCACAGCAUGGGGGAGGGGGAGAGCACACAGGAGGAGGGAGGGGGGAGAGACAGGGAGGAGGGAGGGGGGGAGAGCACAAGAGGGAGGAGGAGGGGGGGGAGAGGCCUACAGGGAGGGAGGGAGGGGGGAGAGUAUUACAGGGAGGGAGGUGGGAGGGGGAGAGAGUAUUACAGGAGGAGGAGGGGGAGAGACACAGGGAGGGAGGGAGGGGGAGAGCAUUACAGGAGGGAGGGAGAGGGGGGAGAGCAUUUACAGGGAGGGGAGAGUACAGGUGAGGGAGGAGGGGAGAGUAAUACAGGAGGGAGGGAGGGGAGAGUACUACAGGAGGGAGGGAGGGGAGAGCAUUACAGGAGGGGGGGAGAGUAUUACAGGGAGGAGGGAGGGGGGGGAGAGGCACACAGGAGGGGGGGGAGGGGGGGGAGAGCAUUACAGGGAGGGGGGAGAGCACAGGAGGAGGAGAGUACUACAGGGAGGGAGGGAGGGGGGGGAGAGCCACAGGAGGGAGGGAGGGGGGGGAGAGCAUUACAGGAGGGAGGGAGGGGGGGAGAGUAUUGAGGAGGGGAGGUAGAGCAUUACAGGAGGGAGUGGAGGGGGAGAGCAUUACAGGAGGGGGAGGGGGAGAGACACAGGGAGGGGAGGGGGAGAGCAUUGGGGGGAGGGGGAGAGCAUUACAGGAGGGGGGGAGAGUAUUACAGGGAGGGGGAGGGGGAGAGAGUACACAGGAGGGGAGAGCACACAGGGAGGGAGGGAGGGGGGAGCAUUACAGGAGGGAGGGAGGAGGGGGGGAGAGCAUUACAGGAGGAGGAGGGGGAGAGCAUUACAGGAGGGGAGUGGAUACGGACACGGGAGGGAGAGGGGGGAGAAAUGAUAAUACACGGGGGGGGGAGGUGAGGGUCUCUGGGGGGGUUACACAGCGCGGACACCGGCUGACAGACUGGCUCUAUGCCCUAGUGUGUUAUAAAUUAAUAUAAGACCCGGACUUAUUUUCGGAGAAACACGGUAGUUACAAGUUCAUUGUCCACCAAGUUCAAUGUGGAUCGGACACAAGAACCCGUCUUGGUUUACAUUUAAUGGGUCCGAGUUCCUGGUGAAGUUCUGAAUUUAGAAGACCUGUAAAUCUUUUAAGGCUAUUACAAGUUAUCAAACCUAAGGUCCAAAAGUAAGAUGUACACCACAAGCUUUCUCUUCUUAUUGAUACAUAAAUAAUGUUCAUUAAUAUCCCAAUAUGGAACUCCUCUCAAUGAGUCUUAAAUGAGUAACCUACAUAAGAAAAAAAUAAUAUAAUAUAAACUUUGACUUACAAUAUUAAAUUGAUGAGAGCUACUUGCUUCUCUAGAAAAUAUAAUGAACCCUGGCUAUUACCUGCUGUCAAUAUCCCAAUAGUCACUGUAUUUGCAAUUCAGCAUAUUUUGUUUUGCAUGGUCUGUGUCUCACAUCGGAAUGUGUCGUUAAAGGCUUCCACUGUUCAGUAUAAAUGGGAGUCAUCUGUAGCUUGCAGACGUCCGUUUGAACACCCAGAUUUUGAAGGAUAAAUUGUAUACCCUUAAAGUCAAAAUCGAUCUUCAAAAUGUUUAAAUUAUUUAUUUUUACAGCGCUCCAAUUCUUAGAGCUAGAAAUAGAUGCUGCAGCUUAAUAAUACUGUGUAUCAAUAAAAAUGUAAUAAUUUGUCUUAUUUUCUUUUUCCAACAUGUAGCAUCAGUUGUAUUUAUUGUAUGGACUACCAUGAAAUUCCGUCUGGUGGAUUGUCAGUCGGUGAGUUGUAACAAUGUAUUGCUUAUUGUUUUCUGGCUUUGUAGACAUUCAUAGGUUAAUAACCCUUUAUAAGGAGCAAAUGUGUUGUGUAUAGACAGGUUGAUGCUAACUGUGUGUUCAUCUGGCAGGAUUGGCAGGAACUCUGGGUGGAUGAUGCCAUCUGGCGACUUCUUUUCUCCAUGAUCCUCUUUGUUAUUAUGGUCUUGUGGAGGCCAUCAGCAAACAACCAGAGGUGUGUACCAUAUAAUCUUCACUUACCUGUGAUGCCAAUAAUAGAUCCUUACGCUUUUGUGUCCAUCUGUUCCCACCUCACAGUUAUCAAAAAAUCCCCCCAUCCCCCCUCUUUUUUUACUUCCCUUAUACCAGCGCAGAGGUCUCUUGGCGCUGACUCUGUCUUCGCCUCCUUCAACAUCAUCGCACAGGGGGGGAAAGUGCCACUCUCUCGUUAAGCCUUCCCCACAGGAAAGCAACAAAUCAAUGCUUUCUUAUGGGCAUUUAAAAUAUGCUAAAUGUACAGUGUUGUUUCACAGAGUUGCAGGAAGUGCCUUUAGUGACUGUCUAGAAGACAGCCACUAGAGGCAGUCUUAUCCCUGGAAUGGCAACAUUGCAGUUACUCUAAAACUGCAAUGAUUUCAGCUGCAGGGUUAAGGGGACUGGAACAGUGCACCCAGACCACUUCAAUGAGAUGAAGUGGCUUUGGUGCCUACAGUGUCCCUUUAAGCCUUUAGAAACACUUACCUGUGAGUAAAAAUGGCUAUUAAAUCUUUUAUUACUACCUUUGUUGUAUGGUUCCUCCGUCCUCCCCCCAAGCAUAUAGUUAUAUUUAUUCUGUUUGUUAAAGCUGGCUGAAAAGUUAAAUGGUAUCCUCAUGAGAAAUACCAAAUUGCAAAAUCCUAAAUAACUUUCAUAUCUGAAGAAGCAAGACAAAUGCCUUUAUGUGCUACAAAAAAAAGAAAUGUACAAAAAAGUGUUUAAUUUAACAAUGAUGGGAUACUAGGGUUUUUGCAGUAAUUGAGAAUCCAUAAUCCAUAUUACUAUAACUUGCUUGGUAACUGUAGUGGUUAGUGUUUGUAGGUUACAUUUGCUCACUGAUAAGAAAACGUAUUAUACUAGUUGUUCAGUCUAACCUUUGGAGAGUGAGGUAACUAUCAUUCGUAUCUCUUUCCAGGUUUGCCUUUUCUCCACUAACAGAGGAAGAUGAAGAUGAUGAACAGAAGGAGCCAAUGCUAAAAGAAAGUUUUGGUAGGAACUUGCAGUCAAGACACCACGAGCCACCAGAUUUUCUACAUAAAAUCAGGAGCCACAUCUUCUACAUAUAAUCUUAAUAGACAUUGGGAGCCACCACAUCUCAUACGUAUAAUCCCAAUAUCUCUCCAUCGGUUUAUUUCACAUAGCAAAAAGUACUUCAAAUUAUAGUUGUAGCAAUGGCUCAUUUUUGUCCAUAUUUAGCCAUGUAGUUAUGAAGAGAUGUUAGACAUGGUGUCCAUUAUUGGUUACGAUGACAUUUACAUAGAUUGAUACACAUUAAUAUGGCCAUUAGUGACCUCUAAUACAAGAAGCUAUGCUUUGAAUAUUUUGAAAUAUUAAAGAACACUCCAAGCACCAUGACCACUACAACCUGCUGUAUUGGUUAUGGUACGUUGGUGCCAUUCAAUUAUAAGUAGACUAUUUUAGAAUGGUUUGACUUCUACCUGCAGUCCGCCUCUCUACUACUAACAAUAUAGAGUAGGCUCUUGGUCUGAGCUAAGCCCUUUAGUUCCGUACCUAGCUCAUUGGCUGAAAGUGAUCAGCCUAUGUUGAUUUAGCUCAGGAAAGGUGAUGGGAGCUUCUGGAUGUCAGUUGUUCUUGAUAGAAACAGGAAACUGUGUCAUAAGAGCUCAAAUUGUAGUAAAACUAUUGGACUACAUCCAAUGGGAGGGGGCUGUAAAGGUUAUAAUGCUUGGAGUGUUUCUUUAACUGCACUGCUGCAGCCCCAUAUUUUAAAUUUGUGUUUUCAUAAUUUAAAAUGUGUCAGUUUUUAUCAAAUUUCUUUCUUCCCAUAGAGGGUAUGAAAAUGAGAAGCUCAAAGCAAGAAACAAAUGGAAACCCUAAAGCAACAAAAGCCGUAAGUAUGAACACUGAAAGGUGCAGUGUUUGUUACUGGGGAAAUUACAUGAUCAAGGGCAAAUGUGGAUUAGGAGUAGCAGGCCUGUAUAUAUGUAAGCAGCCCUGUAUGUGUAUAUGUAAUGCUUUUACCCUUAAAAUGAUUUUCUCAAACUUUCAAAAACUAAAACAGAGCAUGAAAUGAAUGUGUAACACACCCAUUGUUAGUUUUAUUGAUUAUUUACAAUUUCUUUUCUGUUAAAUUUGUAUUCUGAGUGGGACCUGUUUGCCAUCCUGGUUCUAUAUCUGAUGUACAAGUUGGCCGCAUGUUUGUAUAUGUGUGCAAUCUGGAUAUAAUAUGUAAAUGUAUACAGGGCUUCAAUUCCAAAUCCUAGGCCACAAGCAAGGCCUUUAAACGUACUUGCCACUGCCAAUUAUUUUAACAAAUGCUGUCUCUGGCAGGAGGAAGAUCUGAAGUGGGUAGAAGAAAACAUCCCAUCUUCUGUAACUGAUGUGUGAGUAUUUCUCUGGACACUACAGGUCUCUUGUGUUGGGUGUCCAGUAUUAAUCCAGAGAAAGAAUUCUUUGCAGAAGAUUAUGCCUAUAAGAGGGUAUAUCACACAAGAUAAACCAUGGCGUAACUUGUAGCGUUGUUUUGCUUGACAAAAAAACAACAACCUCUUAGUGACAAGGAUAACCUACAUGUAUUUAUUAAUUCAUUAUUCUUUUUGUUUUGUUUUUUCCCCCCCAGUUAUUGCUCGGUGAUGUUUUCUUUAACUCUUUUCUAAACUGCAAUUGAAGGCCGCACCUCAUAAAAUAUAAUUUUAUCUGUCAUAACAUACAAUGAAAUUUCAAAUUUAAUGACAGUUUUCUUUUCAAGUAGAUCACAAGUAGAAAAUCUACAGCAAGCAUGUCAAACUCAAGCCUGGCACAGGCCACAUAAACAUGGUUUAAGUUUAUGUGGGCCGCAAAAAAAAAUACCUUAAAUUUUCAUAGAAAUGUAGGUUUCUUUUUAAAAGUACAGUAUAAAAAAAAAAAAAAACAGAAUCCCCCUCUACUAAACCACAGCACCCCCCUCUACCACCCUGUACCAAAUCUGAUCCUCUCGCUGACUGACACGCACACUCGCUGACAGACACGCACACUCGCUGACAGACACGCACACGCGCUGACAGACACGCACAGGCGCUGACAGACACGCACAGGCGCUGACAGACACGCACAGGCGCUGACAGACACGCACAGGCGCUGACAGACACGCACAGGCGCUGACAGACACGCACAGGCGCUGACAGACACGCACAGGCGCUGACAGACACGCAGACACACAUACUCACUGACAGGCGCACACACACAUAAGGACACACUGACAGGCGCGCACACACAUAAGGACACACUGACAGGCGCGCACACACAUAAGGACACACUGACAGGCGCACACACACAUAAGGACACACUGACAGGCGCACACACACAUAAGGACACACUGACAGGCGCACACACACAUAAGGACACACUGACAGGCGCACACACACAUAAGGACACACUGACAGGCGCACACACACAUAAGGACACACUGACAGGACACACUGACAGGCACACACACAUAAGGACACACUGACAGACACACACACAUAAGGACACACUGACAGACACACACACUGACAGGCACACAGAUACUCACUGACACACACACACACACACUGACAGACACCUUUAGGAGCUGGUGUGGGGAUCUUCUGUCUGGAGAUCUCCUUCCUGCACGCCUUCCUGAUCCUCACUGCUCCCUCGCGCGGAUAAGUGAUACCGGGUGCCGGAAUAUGAAGUCAUAUUCUGGCGCCCGGGAGGGAGCAGUGAGGAGCAGGAACGCUGAGCUCCCUCGCUGUAUCCUCCGUCCCUUCCUCCCCGGGAAAGUGUUAGCAGAGUAGGCACCUGCAAUAUGGAGAAAGCAGGUGCCUACUCUGCUAUAACACCAACAUGUACUCGCGGCUAAACAGGCUGCAAAGAUGGUCCUUGUGAGCCCCAUGCAGCCAGCGGGCUGCGAGUUUGACAUGCUUGAUCUACAGGGUUAGUAGAUCAAGAUUAUUCCCUAAAGUGAGAAUUCAAAGUGAAUUUACAAUUUAAGGACAAAGUAGCGGAACUGAACACAUAGCUGACUUGGAGAAUUUUCCAAAUUUGGCUACUUUGACCUUAAAUUUGAAAUUCACUUUCAAUUCUCACUUUAGGGAAAAACCUUGAUAGUAUCACAAGUCUGGGCAACAUUUCCUCCAACACAAAUCAUGAGGUGCAUGGCUGUGGAAAAGAAGACUAACGUGUCAAACAACACUAAUGGCAGCCAAGUACCUUGUCUUUAUUUUCCUCACUGUAGCUUCUAUGGUUAUUUACAUACCAAUGGUCUCUGUUCUAUGUGCUACAAAGAUCAUCUACAAAGACAGAAUAGUGCUGGCAGGAAAAGCUCCUCAAUUUGCAUUGGUGGGAAGAAGGAUUGGGUCAUCUACACAAGUGAUGUAAAUUCUCAGGCAUUAGAUGUAGCUUAUUCUGAAUUCCUACAGACUUAGUCUAGUCUUUACAAGCUGAAAGUGAACGGAACUGCAAAAACAAAACAGAAAAUAGAUUACACCGACAGGAUAUCAAACAAAGGAAUGCCGUUUCUCAAGUUUAGAAAAGAAGGGCUAUAAGGGCAAUGUUUUAGAAGGAGGAUCAAGAAGGCGAAAGUGAAACCUUAAUGAAAUAGAUCUCAUGAAUGGCAAAAAGAAAAUGAACUAAUGCUCUGUGUCUUAUAUAGGAAAGCAUUCAGUAUAAAUAUUCUGAUGUUCUCGAUUGCUCCUGUGCUUACAAAGCCAAUACAGAUGAAAAGGGUAGAAAACCAUGUUUUUGCAGAAAUAAUUGUACAAGUUGUGCUUACUGUAAUACACUAGUGUUUUGGUUUUGCUGUGGGAAAUAUGCAGUGGUGGUGUCCAGUCUUUUUACCAACAGUUUUUCUAGCAAGUGUAUAGAUUUGGAGAAAAACUAUAAUAAAAAAAAAAAAAAAGUUUGUGUCUGAAUUGUUCAGCGGACACUCAAUGCUGAGGACUUGAGAGACAGUGAGAGCAGAAGAGAACUCCCACAGGAGGCCCCUCGGCUCUCCACCCAUAGCAAUGACAGCGCAUGUGUUGUGGUUGCUAUGGUAACUCGCAGGCUAGUAAGUAUAGGAACAGAGUGUUCUAUCUUUCCUUGAAAAGUCCCCAGUGCUACCCAAUUGUCCUUUGCUGACGAGCACAGGGCAAAAUACAGUUUGGAUUGUGGAGUGCAGGUUUUUGACAGUUUUUGUUUUUUUUAUAUAUAUAUAUAUAAUAUGGGAAAUAACACACAGAUCAGUUCUGUGCAGUAUGGAGCCCUAAUCCAGGGCAGUACAAGGAAACCAGGACUUACAUAAAAAUCGUGGGAGUCAAUACAGGAAAAGAAGGGAGUCUCAUGUAAGGGAAGCACUCUCUCUGUAGCCCUUCACAUGAUACAGAUCAGUAGCAGAGCUGUCCACUGAGCAGGCAAUCUGGUUUUAUUUAUUGUGCCUAAAGAGGGAACAGCAAUUGCUAUAUCAAUAACUUCUGUCUCUUGUGUUACAGGGCUCUCCCUGCAUUGCUCGAUUCAGAUGAGGUCAGUAUCUUCCUUUUUCAAUUUACUUUUAGCUGCCAAACCAAUCUCAUGACACAGGGUCAUGUGCUGUGUCUAAGUCACUCUGGCUGUUGCUGUAGAAAGGAAAUAGAAUACACAAUGCUACAUAUUAACUCUGUGGCUCCUGCCAAUUCUCAGAGGGGUUAGUAUGCUUAAAAUUAGGAUGUAAUACAUUUUCUUUAGGUGCCUUCAAUUUGUUUGAGAUUUUUUUUCCCCUCUCACUUUUCCUAGGUUGUGUUAGUCACAUUAAAAUAUUGUUCAGAUGCGAUUCAUACAGGAGCAGUAACUAAAGUUUGCAAAUUAGAGUAAGAUCAAAAUGUUGCAAAAAUAAUCAUUCAUACAUGAGUACCAGAUCAUGAUCACAGGUAUUGUAAUGGAAAAGAAAAUAUUCUUUAUACAAAAAUGACUUCAAAAAAGCAAAUAUAUGCAGUAUUUAGCCCUUGAUGAAAGACAAAUCUUAAACAAUAUAAGCAUUUGUUGACAAUUGUACCUUGCACACUAUGAAGAUCAGAUAAUCAAAGCAUAUAAUCUUGUUCUGUAAGGCAAAUCUUGGUGUCUGGAAUAUACAUCAAUCACUGCCAUUCUAAAAUAAAUAUAUAUUUUUGAGGCCCUACAUAUAUCGGUAUUAAGGUGUGCAAGGCAGCACUAAUGAUGCCAGAUGAUGGAGAUAUAUUCAAGUGUAGAGGCAGUUUACUUUAUACAUGGGAAGAAUGGUUAACACCAGUCAAUGGAAUUUGCGCAGUUCUUUAUUAAAUGUUAAAAAUGGCUAGUAUACCAGCUUACAGUAGCUGAUCUCGAUUUUGGAAGGGUGUGGCCCAUUUCUAAAACUUACAUUUAUUUAUUUUUUUAAUAAAAGUUUGUAUAUUUAUAUAUAUUUUUUUAACCUUUCUUAUACAGGAGCGCAUGAUCACACACUUUGAAAGGUCAAAAAUGGAAUGAAAAAAAAGAUUUGCAGGUGAAAAAAUGGACUGCGUGCUCUCUCCCUUGAGAUGGUCCAGAAUAAUGGAUUUUUUAGGUCCGUGACCCCACUGCGAGAUGGAGGAGGACCAGCAGUCCUUUGGAUUAAUUUAUUCCCCCUUUACAAUAAGAACUGAUUUACAUUGCUCUCCCCCCAAAUUCUGUUUUGCUCUCAAGGACUGUAAGCGCGAUACAAAGAAGCAUUUUAUCCACACUGCCCAUUAUUGAACAUGUUUCCAAGACAGAAUCUACAGUAUGUUCUUUGAGCGCCAAGGGAAAGUGGGUGGCAUUGCGCCCCCAGCUGGUGAGCGGAGAGUUUAUCCUUGCUUCUGCACUUUAGGGUUUACAUGUUUAAAUUAACAAUGUUCAGCAGGAGACUUGAUGCAUUCAGUUUGCAUUCUCUGCUAGUUACAUGGUUUUGUGAUUAAGGUGAAAGGCGAGGUGGAUAAAUAACCAUUUUGUGUGCUUUGUUCUGGCUCAUUUUGUGUACGAAAUACACACUUAACGUUUUGGUUUGCCUUUGUAAUGUGCAUUUUAACAAAAACUAGCAUCAAACACAGAGGUCCUCAUUUGAAACUGUGAAAAGGUAAUCUGAACACUUUGAGUGUAUAUCAAAGAAUUAAGCUUUUAUGUCAGCAUAAUGAAGACAUAUUGACAGAAAGCUUGUUGAGAACUUCAAGUGAAUUCCAUCUGGAAGAGUUCUGUUUGGAAACUGCGCUGAGAUCACUUCUUACUGCUACUUCAUAGGUCAACAAAAAGAUAUAUAAAAAGAUAACUGGAAAAUCCACAAUAUUCACGGAAAAAAGUAACCACUAAAUGCUAACUAAACUACAGAAGACGUUCUCAAUUUGAGUCAUGUUUAACUUCUGCAAGGUGAUGGAAAACCAAUAAUUUAAGAGACUGGGCUACACAUUCUUUGUACAUCUAGCUUAAACAUGGAUUUUAUUUUAAUUUUAUUUACUGUUUGACAUGUUUUGUGCUUUCUAAGUCUUUGUCAUUUUUAUAAAUAUAAAACCCAGGAAAAAAAAUAUUUCUCUCUUCCUUUAUUUAUUUGCCUGUUUACAAAGAUGGUAAAUAAAACAGACACUUAUGAAAGACUAA